AUGGCUCUGCUCACACUGUCAGCAUCAAUCCACGUCCUGAAACCAACCUGCGACUACUACUCCGCGAGCCCCGUCUGCCAUGCGACCAGGUCCCAGACGUCGGUCUUCUUCGUGGGGCUGUACCUGAUAGCGCUGGGGACCGGCGGGAUCAAGCCCUGCGUGUCGUCGUUCGGGGAGGACCAGUUCGACGACUCCGACCCGGGGGAGAAGGCGAGAAAGGGAUCCUUCUUCAACUGGUUCUACCUCUCCAUCAACAUCGGCGCCCUGGAGAAAGGAGUCAACCACACUGUGGCGCAGGCUCCAUUCCUCCUUCGUCGCCGAUGA
Linum trigynum is the source of this 324-nucleotide messenger RNA. Lineage: Eukaryota; Viridiplantae; Streptophyta; Magnoliopsida; Malpighiales; Linaceae. The record is from the annotation of a GenBank genome assembly.